Molecule: messenger RNA, 2079 nt
Organism: Malaclemys terrapin pileata
Lineage: Eukaryota; Metazoa; Chordata; Testudines; Emydidae
Product: cell surface glycoprotein CD200 receptor 1-A-like
Exons: 6
Coding region: 1199-1954 (251 amino acids)
Biological process (GO): regulation of neuroinflammatory response
Cellular component (GO): external side of plasma membrane
Molecular function (GO): signaling receptor activity
Source: RefSeq, a predicted model, not a curated record
UUUACUUCAAAGGAGAUGAUCAAGAUGGAAUAUAAUACAGAUACAUAUAUACAAAAUAACAAAUGGUAUACUUAAAGUACAUUGAGUGUUUCUAUUCACCUUCUCUCAUAUUACUAGAACAAGGGGCAUUCAAUUAAAUUACAUUUAAAACUAAUAAGAAGAAACAUUUGUUAAUUUAACAGAGUUUACCCAUGGACCUUAUUGCCCAAUGAUAUUAUUGAGGCCAAUUGCUCAGGACUAGACAUUUUAAGGGUACUGAGAACAUCCACAAUAACAUUGGGCAGGAUAAAAAAAAUUAUAAGUGAGAUAAAUUGUCACGCUUCCAAGCCUAAACUACCCCUCACUGGCAGAGAUUAGGAAGAUUAGGGACAGGAUAAUCCAUAAUGUCCAUUAUGGGAUUUCUUGCACCUUCCUCUGAAGCAGUUAGUACCAGAUACUGUCAGGAUGGUGGACUAUAUGGACCACUGAACUGAUCUGUUAUGGCAUUCUUAUCUAGCCAAGAAGUGUUAAAGUAACCACAAAAAAUACAGCCCAAAGUCAUGGGCCUGACAAAACACAUGCCGGCCUCUCUGCUCAGUCUGUUUUAGUUACAACUGUUACUCCCAGGAGGCAGCUGCCAAGCUGGGAAGGCUAAAGAACUUGUGUCCAAAGCUAAGUAAAAUAUAGAAGCCUCCCCCCCCUUCAGUACACAUUCUUUCCUCUGAGGUCUGAGUGGGCCUCUUUGUUUAAGAGCAGGAUUAAGGCCCUGAUCCUAACAGGGACAGAGCACAUCCUGCGGAGCAAUUAUUAAAAGAGGUCUUUGUAGAGAUGGUCCCUCUCUGACAGUAAGCCCAGGCUUGAAGAAUAUGCUUCAUUUUUACUCAAUUCUGAGCUCUGCCGUGGAGUUUAUCUUCACACAUCAGCACUGCGAGGAGAGCCAAUGAACGGAAGGCAGAGCUGCUCAAUCUGCUUCCUCAAUGUUCGCUUUGGCUCUCAGCUCAGGAAACCUAGUGCUAUGAAAAGGCAGAAGAAGGAGCCUCUCCAUCUCCCAGGAGAUAAUCAGUCAGGAGCAGGUGGAGUUGGGGUGGAGGAGAGGUGGGGAAGUGGAAGAGGGAACAGAGACACUGGCUGGCAAGGACACGCUGUCACAGAGGGAAGCUCCCCACAUCUGCAGCUGGGCUUACAACAGGAUGGAUGGAGCGAGCGAGCUGUGUGAGCGAUGAAAGCAAAAGCUGACAUGAAUUGUGUUGGGAAGACUUUUUGUGCCUUCGUUCUGCUCACCAUCGCUGUGGCCAUGGUAACAAUGGAUGACAGAGUAUCUAAAAUAGCUGGUUCCAGCAUUAAUCUGAACUGUAGUAACGUUUCAGUGGUGGAUCUGGUAGCAGUAAUAUGGAAGAUAAGACCAAGGACUGGAAAUCACUGCGCACUGGCAUACAGACGUGAUCUGAACAAGACAAACAGAACAAACUGCAGUGAGAGAAUGGAUUGGAAAUAUAGUCCUGAAACUGAUAGUGCACUUCAGAUACGGCAAGUGACACUCACAGAUGAGGGAUGUUAUAGCUGUAAAACUUCAACCAGCGAUGGAACUUUCAUUCGAACCUACACUCUGACUGUAUUAAUCCCUCCUGUGGUGACCUUGACCUGUGACAGUAAAGAGACCGCUGUGUGCAAAGCAGCUGCAGGGAAACCAGCUGCACAGGUCUCUUGGGACCCAAACGGAGAUCCCAGGACCGAGCUUGAAAAUCACAGAAAUGGGACAGUGACUGUGCUCAGUAUAUACAGCCCUAGAGAGACCAGUAUAACCUGCCUGGUCUCUCAUCCGGCUUGGAACACGAGCCAAUCCAAGGAAUGCCCAUCAGAAAAUGGAAACACAUUUCUUCCAUAUUUCGCCAUCUCUGUUGGUCUCCAGGGCAUCUUCUUCAUUCUGGCUUUCAUUUUCCUCUGUAAGGUUCACCGUGGCAGAAUUUGUUGUUAAUCCAAAAUCCCUGAGUCUGCUCCCACACACAACAUGCAGGAUAGUAAUGAGCAGCAGGAGUUGGAGCCGUACGCCAGCUACGUGCAGAAGGAAAACAUGAUCUACAACACAGUGUAUGAAGUAAC